AUGAUCACCAGCCUUCCCCCCGCCUCCGUCCCCACCCCGGUCAACGAGGUCAUCUCGUCCGAGGGCGUCCCGUUCGUCGUUGACGUCAAGCUCGAGUCCCCCAUCCCCUCUGGUACCGAAGACGCCGAGUCACUCUCCUCCUUCCUCUCCUACCUCUCGACGGGCGAGCUCUCGUCCCCUCUCCCCGGCACAUUCGCGCUGCUGUCUCGCUACGCGCCUUCCCAGCUUCGCGCAGCCCACGGAGCUCUCACCGCGGCUCUGAUCGACGGUUCCGUCUGCCCCUUGCAAGCCUUUGUCGUUGGAGCCAGGGCUCAUGACCUGCAACUCUGCCGACUGGCCAUUGUGCACGGCGACAACAGGACGCAGGACGAGAUGGAUUGGAGUGCCUGGGAGGACGUUGAGCCCAGAUACAAGAGGGCGCUGGAGGAGGCUUGGGGACAGGGAGGCAGCGCGACGGAGAGGGGGAACCGCUUCGUCGAGAUUCUGAGCUUGCAGGAGUGA
This is a messenger RNA of Trichosporon asahii var. asahii CBS 2479, 501 nucleotides long. RefSeq lists its product as uncharacterized. The record is from RefSeq and is a predicted model, not a curated record. The transcript has 2 exons. The coding region runs from base 1 to 501 and encodes 166 amino acids. NCBI's taxonomy places the organism in Eukaryota, Fungi, Basidiomycota, Tremellomycetes, Trichosporonales, Trichosporonaceae.